Messenger RNA from Labeo rohita (rohu), 979 nucleotides. RefSeq names its product muscle segment homeobox 1a (gene msx1a). Gene Ontology annotation, biological process: regulation of transcription by RNA polymerase II; embryonic morphogenesis. Gene Ontology annotation, cellular component: nucleus. The transcript has 2 exons. The record is from RefSeq and is a predicted model, not a curated record. Bases 1 to 588 code for a protein of 195 amino acids. Lineage: Eukaryota; Metazoa; Chordata; Actinopteri; Cypriniformes; Cyprinidae. Gene Ontology annotation, molecular function: DNA-binding transcription factor activity, RNA polymerase II-specific; RNA polymerase II transcription regulatory region sequence-specific DNA binding.
AUGAGCUCAGAUCUUAUUUGCAUUUUGUUCUUAGUGUUGCGUAAAUUUAGUGCAGUAUUACCUGGAUUUCAGUCGCACUGUGAGGGUGCAUGUGAACGCAGACAUCAUGCAGACUUCAAAAGUAGUGCACGAGAUGAGUCUAAAGGUCGUUUUGCUGUUUUGUUGACUUUAGGGCGUCUCAGUCCUCCCGCAUGUCCUCUGAGAAAACACAAAACCAACCGAAAGCCUCGGACCCCGUUCAGCACGUCGCAGCUGCUGGCGCUGGAGCGGAAGUUCCGGCAGAAACAGUACCUGUCUAUCGCCGAACGGGCCGAGUUCUCCAGCUCGCUGAACUUGACGGAGACUCAGGUGAAGAUCUGGUUCCAGAACAGGCGAGCUAAAGCCAAGCGGCUCCAGGAGGCCGAGCUCGAAAAACUAAAAAUGGCCACUAAACCGAUGCUUCCUCCAGCCUUCGGGAUUUCAUUUCCAGUCGGCGCUCACGUUCCGGCUUCUUAUACGGGAUCGCACCAGUUUCACAGACACUCCGUGAGCAUGACACCGGUGGGACUGUACACACACAUGGGAUACAGCAUGUACCAUUUAGCGUAAAAGACGGCGCAGUGCAUCUGAAGCUCAGCGUGAAGAAAUGUGACUCUGUCGCGCACUCAUGCAGCCGUCUCCAGCGGUUCUGUUCCGAUAAAGGUGGACAUGCUUUACUCUAAUGCUGGCAUUUCAUACGGCCUGUACUUUCACAGAGAGUUAUGAAAAUGGAUUUGGUCAAAGGUAGGUCAGGUGAAAACGGUCUGUAUCUCACACUUGCAUUCGUAGCAAUGCGUUUAUGGUCAAAUGGCGUAUUUCAAACUCGCAUGAAUGUUCUAAACGAUAGCAUUUUAAAAAUGAACAACACUGACUGUUGUUUUAAUGAUUCCCUUCGAAAGGGAUAUCUAAAAUGUAAAAUAUUGUACAUUUUGUCAAAAAUACCGUUUAUAUGACGAAUAUA